Molecule: messenger RNA, 1027 nt
Organism: Ipomoea triloba (trilobed morning glory)
Lineage: Eukaryota; Viridiplantae; Streptophyta; Magnoliopsida; Solanales; Convolvulaceae
Product: aspartate aminotransferase, mitochondrial-like
Exons: 1
Coding region: 136-909 (257 amino acids)
Biological process (GO): biosynthetic process; amino acid metabolic process
Cellular component (GO): mitochondrion
Molecular function (GO): pyridoxal phosphate binding; L-aspartate:2-oxoglutarate transaminase activity
Source: RefSeq, a predicted model, not a curated record
GACUGCUCCGAGAUCGACAAAUAGAUCUACUCCUCCAUCGAUGUCUCCGCCGUAUCUUUCUCGCUCCGAUCAUCUCUAUACCUGCAUAUCUCUCUAUGUCUAGUCAUGGCGCUUUUUUGAGCUGUAAUUUCUGGUAUGAUAUUCAAGUCCAGCACGGUUGUCGGAGCGCAAUCUAUGUCGUUAUGGUGGCAAAGUGUCGAUCCGACUCCAAAAGAUCCGAUCCUCGGCAUCACUCAAGCUUUCCUCGUAGAUCUUAGCCCCAACAAAGUCAAUGUCGGAGUUGGAGCUUACCGUGACGAUAAUGGAAAGCCGGUAGUGCUCGAGUGUGUCCGGGAAGCAGAACGGAGAAUCGCUGGUGGUUUUAACAUGGAAUAUCUUCAAAUUGGAGGAAGCGUUAACAUGAUUGAGGAAUCUCUGAAUAUGGACUAUAAGGAAAAUUAUGAUUUGAUAAAAGACAAGCAUAUUGGAGCCAUUCAAUCUCUAUCUAGGAUGGAUGCAUGCCGAAAUUUUACAAACUUCCAAAAGCAUUUUUGUCCUGAUUCACAAAUUUUAAUUCAUGUCCCCACUUGGUCAAAUCAUCAUAGCAUUUGGAGAGGUGCUCAUAAUCCUACUGGAGUAGACCCUACAGAGGAACAAUGGAAGGAGAUCUCUCACCAGCUUAAGGUCAAGGGACAUUUUGCCUUCUUUGAUACGGCAUAUCAAGGAUUUGCCAGUGGAAACACAAAGAAGGAUGCCAGAGCUAUCCAGAUAUUCAUUGAGGAUGGUCAUCAAGUUGGAUGUUCCCAGUCAUAUGCCAAAAAUAUGGGACUGUAUGGCCAGAGAGUUGGGUGUCUGAGUAUGGUCAGACAAGAAUUUUUUGGUGUCUUGCAGUAUGUUGAUUCACAGUCAACUCCAUCUACUAUGAAUUAAUUCCUGCUCGUUAAUCCUUUCCUUAACAAUUUUCAAGCUUAGUUCAUGGAGCAGAUCCAUGAAGAGUAUGAACACAGUGCUCAUUAAUCCUCCCUUUUUUUUUCAAAGCAGUAGUUGG